Messenger RNA from Phycodurus eques (leafy seadragon), 4687 nucleotides. It is a transcript of the gene ttc27, whose product is annotated as tetratricopeptide repeat domain 27. The record is from RefSeq and is a predicted model, not a curated record. Gene Ontology annotation, molecular function: protein binding. The transcript is spliced from 20 exons. Lineage: Eukaryota; Metazoa; Chordata; Actinopteri; Syngnathiformes; Syngnathidae. Bases 166 to 2700 code for a protein of 844 amino acids.
UGUCAUGGCUGCCCGCUGACGGCUAACGCUCCACGUGGGUAGAAAUGAGCAUAUUUCUGUCAAAUAAUUUCGACAGAUGUACUCCAAUGUUUAGAGUUGCAUUAAGAUAGUGGCUGAAAGCGAGAAGAAAUUGCGAGACCAGACCAGAAAGUUGUGGCGGUCAAAAUGUUGCUCGACGUGGAGAUCGCCAUCCUUCGAGGCUUUCUAACACCCAGCGAGGAGACGGAAUGGAAACAGGACAUCGACACUAUCGCAGAGAAGAGCUCGUUGUUGGAGGCCUUGAUGAAUGGGGAAUUUGAGGCAGUUCUGAGGAGCCCCCAGGUGUUAGUGCUGCUUACUGGAGAUGGUAAUUGUGAUGAGGGUGAAAAUAUUGAGGCCUACCUAGAGAGACUGAUCUUGUUGUACCUGACUGGUGACACAGAGGGGGAUCAAACCAACAGCUUCAGAGAACUGGUAGUGAUGGUCCUGGCCAUCUCUUGCCUCCACAUGUUUGUUCAAAGCAACUGGACCGGUCCUUCACUCAACAUCCAUCUCUCUGACCUGCUGCCCUCGGCCUUCUUCUCCUCUCAGCCUCAGUCCAUGGUAGAAGCUAUCCACUCAUGCCUUGUCCUGGAUGGUGAGUCUGUGUACAGCCUGGUGGCCAACCCAUUCCUGCUCCUUCUGGUGAGGGUUAUUCUCACCAAAUGCUCUUCCAAGAUGGAAAGGCUUCAGCUACUCCCCUGGUGGACUCUACGCUAUGUCAACAUCCACCAGCAAAUUCUGGAGGAGUGUUCUCAGCAGCUCCUCAAUUUGGGACUCAUGAGCAUGGAAAAAGUGCUAAAAUGCGAGUCUCUGUUCUCUGAGCAGAGAAACCUGGCAAUCCAGUUCCACUUGGAGUGUGUGUACUGUAGUCUGACCUACUACGAAUACAAGAGUGCCAAGGACCACAUAAAAAAAGCCAAGGAGCUGUCAAUGCUUGAUAUCAACAUGACUGGUGCCAUGGGAAAACGUACUUAUUUCCAGCAAAAGUACUUGGCUCAGCUCAUCCUUGAGGUCAAGAGAAAGCAGGAUCAGGAUCGAUCUGUUGCGAGUCCCUCACCAACACUGCACACUUUACUGCCCAAGGAUUGCAAUCUUGGGGAUGACACAGUGUUAGACAAGUUUAAUUUAGCAGAGCCAGACCAAUAUGAGCUCCCGGAACUCAGUGCAGAGGAGCAGGCUGUCAUCCUGGGGAUUUGCACUGAUUUUCACAAGAACAACCCUGUCUACAAACUGACGGAAGAAGAACUACUUGCUUUCACAUCAUGUUUACUGUCUCAGCCCAAGUUCUGGGCUGUGGAGGUGACAGCACUUUGCCUCAGGUCCAAACUGGAAAAAGGGAGUUCCCGGUGUAUUGAGAGAGCCAUGAUACAAACUCAGGCAAUAGUAGACCAUUUUGAAGACAAGAACUGUCCCUUGACUGAGCGUCUGAAAGUCUUUUACUGCUGCCAUGCUCCAACCAGAUGGGUUGUCCAGAAACAGUUGGCGACUCUUCUGACAGACCUUGCCUGCAUCAGUUCAGCUCUACUCAUUUACGAAAAGCUGCAGCUAUGGGAAGAUGUUAUCAUAUGCUAUGAGAGACUUGGCCAACAUGGCAAGGCUGAAGAGAUUGUUCGUAGGGAGUUGGAGAAGAAGGAGACUCCGAGUCUGUACUGCCUACUCGGGGACAUCUUAAGAGAUCAUCAGUACUAUAACCGGGCUUGGGAGCUAUCAGGCCAUCGCAGUGCCAGAGCCAUGCGCUCCAAAGCCUUGCUACAUCUUCAUAACAAGGAAUUCCAGCAGUGUGUUGACUGCUUUGAAAAGUCACUUAAAAUCAACGCUCUGCAGCUUGGUGUGUGGUUUUCCCUCGGUUGUGCCUACUUAACCUUGGAGGGCUACGAGGGAGCGGCCAAGGCUUUCAAAAGAUGUGUAGGACUGGAGCCAGAUAAUGCAGAAGCAUGGAACAAUCUCUCUACAGCAUACAUUCGCCUACGAAAUAAAAACAAAGCCUUCCGCACCCUCCAGGAAGCCCUCAAGUGCAACUUCGAACACUGGCAGAUAUGGGAAAAUUUUAUUGUUGUCAGUGUUGACAUCGGUGCCUUCAAUGAAGCCAUCAAGGCCUACCAUCGUCUAAUGGAUCUCAAGGACAAAUACAAGGACAUCCCGAUUGUUAAGAUUCUAGUUAGGGCUGUUGUUGAAAAGUUGAAAGACAGCCAGGGUGAGGAGACAGCAUCUUUGCAGUCCAAACUAAGGGAACUAAUGGGCCGGAUCAGUUCUCGCCACAGCAAUGACCCUGAAAUAUGGCAGCAGUAUGCUGUGCUGUAUGGGGGUGGCCACGGCUCCAACGCAGAGGAGAAUGAGAAGGCACUGCAGUUCUUGUCCAAGGCUUAUCGCUGUGAGCUUCAAUCAAGUGGCUGGGAAAACGAGCCAGACCUUUUUAAGGAAGUGAUCAAAAGAGCCAUAAAUAUGGGGGAAAUAACCAUCAGUUGCAGCAAGAAGAAAACUAAUCCUGCAGAAGCUCUUCAAAUGCUCUCCUCAACACGCCUCAGCUUGAGGGGCUUGGCCACCAAAGCAAAGCAAAUGCACACCGACGUGGCUUCUGGCGAGAUCCAUGGUGAGCUGCAAGACGAUGUUGCUGUUCUAGAGCAGCUUGUUACGGAACUGCAGGAGCUGUGUGGAGAACUACGUGGCAAAUUAUCGUGAACACCAAUACAAAGAAGUCUCACUAGCUUCACAGCUCUUUUUUUCCUCCUUAAUCUGUAGAUUCUACGAAUGUGAAAACAGCAACUAUAAAACGUGCAUUAUGAAUUUUAAAGCCUUGUAAUCAGUCAAAUUAAUAACUGAUAUGUUAUGAAAACAGUGAGAUGGCAUGUUCUCCCUGUGCUUGUGUGGGGUUUUUUCCACGUUCUUAAGCUUCCUCUCACCUUCCAAAAUUCCAAAAUCAUGCAUGUUGAGGUUAAUUGUAGACUAAUUUGUCUGUAGAUCUGAAUGUCAGUGUAAAUGCUUAUCUAUUACUGUGUGUCCCCUGCGAUUGACUGGCAAACAUUCCAUGGUAUAUCCCGCCUCUCUCCCAAAGUCAGCUCGGAUCGGCCAUAGUUACCCACGAGUGCUUUCGAAAAUGGAUGGUUGGAUUGAUAUAUUCAGUACAAGAUUGAAUACAAGUACAGUUGAAAUCAGAAGUUUACAUACACUAUAUAAAAAGACACGCUCCCCCCCCCUCGCCUUCUUACAUGGAAUCACACUAAACGUUUCUUGUUUUAGAUCAAUUAGGAUUACCAACGUUUGCUAAAUAGAAUAUCAAUGAUUAUUUUUGAUAAUUCUAAUUGACCUAAAAUAUGAAGUCUGAAAAAGUAUUUGUAACAACAAAAAAAAAGAAAAAAGUGUAUGUAACAUGGGGUUUAUUUUUUCACCCAGAAGAAUGUUUGCUGACUGACAUGACUAAAACUGUCUCUAGUAGGCACAAACAAAUCCAGCUGUUUGACAUACAGUGGCUCUAAAAUGGCAGUUUUGUGAUAUACAAAAAAGACCAAUAUAAAUAUAUCUGGUGUUAAUUUUCACUCACUCUAUCAAAGCUUUCAUUUUUGUUCCAAUUGAGUUGUACAUUUAUAGGUCACAUUAAGGGUGGAAAAAGUUUUGAAAUGAUUUUCCUUGGUCUCAUUUUAUUAUAUCCCAAAAACUAGGCAUUUGAACAGAGGUGUGUAGACUUUUUAUAUCCACUGCAUAUAUUGUUAAAAUGUUUCCCUCUUUUGGCUAAGUUAAGUCACAAAUGACAAUUAAUUGCUCUUUAAUCAGUGUAUCAUUUUUGGCGGAAAUUGAUCAGAAAGUGGACAAUGAACCUCUUCACCCCUUUUGAAUUUGACUUGAAAACACUGAGCACAUAUUACACCGCUGCCCAGAUAUAAGGAAAAAAAAGGUUCUCAAAACCUCAAAAAAAUCUCAAAAAAUAUACUGUACAUCAAAGCAUCGACCAACUAUAGCAUUCUAUUUUUGAGAUUUCCUUAAUCUCUUAGUGCUCGUUGCCAUUUUCUGUGAACUAUUGUUGUGGUUGGAGGGCUAUGUGACUAGGAGCUCCUAUGUAUUUUUGCCUUUGUCCAAAGUGACUUUUAAUAAAUGCAUUUCACAGUCUAAAUAUGUUGUCGCUUAGUUAUCCGCUUCAAAAAGAAGUGUUUUGAAAUGAACCCUGAUGUUUUCACGUGCGAUGGCGAUUGAUUUGACUGUUCUGAAAGAAGGGGGCUGGUUUCAUCGUAGUACCACGGAGGAAAGAGGAGUCUCUAUUCAACCAAUUGAUUUAUACGGUAGAGCAACAGAGGCGUACUGGUUUCCAGCAAAGAUGAAGGAACAGACUGUGUGCAGUGUUAGCCAAGAUUGAAGAGAAGACCAAAGCCUAAUGUGUAUCACGGAGAGUCAAGCAGACAAGUGGGUGUCAAUUUAACCACAGUUGUGAAGGUGAGUUACAAGUGAAUUAAGGUUGCUUGAAUCGGUCAGGUAGCAGCAUUCCAAGUCCAGACCUCAAGAGAGCACUAAUAGUUAAAUAGCAAAACUUCGUCAUCGUCAUAGCACCCCCUUCCCAACCUUUAGUUACUCUAAUUAUCUUGUUCAAACACUAAUCAACUGAAAAUGCAGCCCUAUGGGGGGCACAGGUCAGUGCAAUCUGUAGGCUUGUCCCAAGCCCGGAUAAAUGCAGAGGGUU